UCUUCUUCGUCUUGUUUGCCUUUAGGAAUGUCGUCGACGGCGUUGCUGCUGCUGUUGUUGCUAUUGUUUUGCCUCCAAACGCAUACAAUCUUGACCACUCGGACGCAUCUCGGUUCCUUCGGAGGUUCCAGCAGCAUCCGGAAUGUCCGAAGCGCAAGGUCCGAAGACAAUUUGGCACUUCUUCGAGAUCGAAGGAGUCCGCGAGGGGUUCAUUCGGAAACUGACCACCGCACUGGACAGCUCACGAAGCGUCGCCAAAUGGUCAGCGUGUGUAAUCCGUUUUCGGCGACGACGUCACCCGCUGUCAAAGCACUCCGCGGAACCGAAACCGUACCGAAACCGUACCCCGCCGAGAUUCUCUGGCCAGCUCCGUACGCCAGUACGCCGCUGCUACUACUACUGCCAGACCGAACCUGGCUGCCUAGAACUACUGCCGCCGCUGGAAAGUAUCCGCGCGCGUGUGUGUUUGUGUGACGCAGCUUUUGAAGUUUUAUAUUUCAUCGAUUUUCGCGAUUCGCGCGUUCCCCACCCGUUUCACCUUAAAACGCGUCGCGUGCCUGUUACACUUCCCCUUAAAACGAGGCUCGCAGCAGGCCGUGUGUUGUUUAAUAAGAAUGGUAUCAGGUUUUUAAAAAAGUUCGGAAAAAUAAAU
Culex quinquefasciatus (southern house mosquito) is the source of this 652-nucleotide messenger RNA. RefSeq lists its product as uncharacterized. Bases 28 to 474 code for a protein of 148 amino acids. Lineage: Eukaryota; Metazoa; Arthropoda; Insecta; Diptera; Culicidae. The transcript has 2 exons. The record is from RefSeq and is a predicted model, not a curated record.